Molecule: messenger RNA, 5363 nt
Organism: Pelobates cultripes (western spadefoot toad)
Lineage: Eukaryota; Metazoa; Chordata; Amphibia; Anura; Pelobatidae
Source: the annotation of a GenBank genome assembly
UCCACACAAGCCAGAGACCCCAAAAGGUUCCCUGCUGAGAGUCUAGAGAGUUUGGGAGCUUGUUUUCUGAUCUCUCUCUGAUAAUGGAUACACCAGGUAAGUGAUCCUUGUGUUUUGGAAGCUCAUUCUGCAGGGCUUUAUAUACUGAGCAUUAGUUGGGAGUAUCUCACUUUAUAGCUGAUUAAUUCUGUGAUGGUCUUAGAAGUUCCUCACUGACUGUUACUGUUUGUCAGAACUCAUCUGUGAUCUUAAAAGGGAAAUUAUAGUCACCAGAAUCACUACCACUUAAGGCAGUAGUUCUGGUGAUGAAACCUACAGGCUUUGCAAUGUAAAUACAAUGUAUUUCUCUUUUACACUCUAGUACCACCUCGAGGGGCUUUCUGUGUUUACCUUCAGUCUCAACACUCUGCAUGGUGAUAGAGGUGUUACUCUAGUACCCAAACGCCUGGAUUUAAAACCUAACCUGUGCUGCUAACCUUGCACCCUGUUUCUCAAAUUAGGGCCAAAUCCAAAUAUAGAAAACUGUGCUGCCAAAUGUGCACAAGGAGUGCUACAUACAGUUUAAAUGGCCUUAAUGUUGGUAUUGACAAAGUGGAAACACUGUAUUCUUGUUGGUGCUUCAAAUAAACUAUAUGAAACUCUCUAUGUAAACUUGACAUUUAGUUAAUCUUCCUUGGUUUCUUUGCUUUCAAUCUGAGGAGAUACUAAUUGAUUCAGUGUUUGUGCAAAGCAGACACACUAACCUCCUAAAUGAUUUCCUAUGGGGGUCAUUGGAUGGGUUGAGAUCAUCAAAACUGAUCACAUCCACAUACUGGUAUGGGAGAAAAGGUGAGCAAAAUCACCUUGUUAGAGUGAGCCAUGCUAGCAUUAGAAUCAGUAAUCCAUGUUUCUAUUUCUUACACUAGUGUUCCUUUAAAUAAACUCUCUGGAUUAAAAAUGUCUAAUUCAAAAUUUAACCUCAGCUGAUCUGGUGACACACUUUCCUGUUUGGCUAUAUACAUUUAAAAUUGUGCCUAAUGCUGCUGGUAGGGUAGCACAUUAAAAACCCAGGACAGUGGGACAGAACCUUAAUACUGCAUACCUCCCAAAUGUCCCUACAUUGCAUAAAUUGUUAGGAAGUCUCCUAAAACAUCUCGCAACAGGCUAGCUCCUGGCCACACUGACAUCUCUAAAACGAAUGUGUCCUCCUUGGUUUAUUUGAAAUCUUUGCAGAUAAAAAGAACCCUGUAAUGUAGACCAAAAGAAAUGGCUCCUGUCUGGAGCUCUGGGUUCUGGAAGGGUUGUUUCCUGUGCUGCUGGGGUUUUAUUGAACUGUCUUCAAUCCAAUUUAAACCUUCAAUAUCUAGGCUUAUGACUUAAAUCCCUUGCAGUUGUACUUUCAUAUUGUGUUGUGGACUACCAAUAGUGGCUAUAACCUCUUCCUAUUGACUUCCAGAUACCCUCCUGUUUGCUGUGAAGGAUUAUGUUGCCAGAGCUGGAUUACCACCCAAGAAUCUUCUGGAUAGCUUUGAUGCCAGAUCUAGCAUUGUAGGGAAGCUGAAUAAUGUCAGUAAGAUUGCCUUUAACCCAGAAGGGGUGCUGUUUGCUGUGCGUGGUAAAGAACUCUUCAUGGGAGCUAUGCCUUCAGAUCCAAACCUGGACUUUUUCUCUACUGCCAAGAGAGUGGGCAAAACUGACUGGGAAGGGUUUAAAUUCAUCUUCUUUGAUCCAAAUGGCCUUCUGUAUGCAUCUACCAAGAAUGGGGAGUUCUACAAGGGUCCAGCACCGAGCAAUGAAAACGUGUCCUGGCUUUAUGGCCAAGCCACCAAAAUAGGAACCGACGGCUGGCAUGAAUUUGAUGCCCUUUUCUUUGACCCUAAAGGCAUCCUGUAUGCAGUGACCAGUGACGACAAGCUUGUGAUGAGAAGCCCUCCAACCAAACCAGACGAUAACUGGCUUGCCUCCAGCACAACCAUUGGAAAAGGAGGCUGGCGCAUUCUGACCCAUUUCAUGGCUUUCACCCUAGAGUCAGACCUGUGGUGUGUGGAUUCAAAGAAUGGCAACAUCUAUAAAGGACCAGCACCGACCAAGGCUGAUACCAACUACAUUGAAAAGGCAGAGAAACUGGGCUGGGGUUACAAUGUCUACCCCCUCCUUUCCUUCACCAUUGAUAAAACCAUCCAGAGUAUUGUGAGCUUUGAAUUCUUGCCAGAUUCAGGGAAAAUCCUAUCCCAAGGCACAGAGGUGGUGCAGACCCAGAUCUAUAACAACAAGAGCAGCACUCCAUUAAAGCACACCUUCUCGUAAGUAAUGGAAACCUCAAUCUCAUCCACUCAGGGAUCCCAAUUUCAACUUGCCACUGGCGAGUGACCACUUCAGCUGUGGCAAGCAGAAAUUCACCCUCAGUGUUCCAUGGAUCCUUCAGGCUUGCAGUAGUCACUCACUUCUAGGCCUGACUAAUGGAAUAGGACUUUAGCUCUGCAGGUACUUAUACCUAUUGGCAAGAUUACAUAGAGUACAGGAUGGUGCACUAUAUACAAUACUUUGAAUACUAAAAGGUUGGUGGUCUCUCUACAUUAAAAUCCUUCAUAAGUUACAUGAUUCUAUAAUGGCUGAAUAGAGCAUGGUGUCUGUUUUACCAAGGUUGAGGAAAGCCUUGUUUACAGUCCUAGGGCUACUUAUUGGCAGAUAGUGCUUUGUUAUAAUGCCUGUGUUGGUGCUUGUGACUCUUCUAUGCAAAACAAAGGUUUAGGUGGUCCAAGAAAGGAAAGAUUAAUCAAACUAGAUGACAAGCGGCAACAGUUUGACCUUUAAGGUCUUUCUCUGAAUGGGAAGUUUGCAGGAUAGAUUUGGGAAUAUAAUUGCCAUUAGAUGUGCUCUGAGGUUGUUCUGUUGAACAAUUGUGUGUUCUGGAUAUACUGCUCUUACAUUGGUCAUAGUCUUCAACACUGCUGCCAGUCCUCCUUAAUGAGUGAGCUUCACUUAUGUGAUGCUUUUUCAUUCAUUUUGUGACUGCUUCUAAAAUGAUGGGGUGUAUCCCUUAUUUGCUAGUUUGAGGAAGACCUUAAAGGUUGAAACAUUGCUGCUGAUCUGGUUUAAUUAAACGUUCCCUUUAUUUUUGGACCAUGGAGUGCCUAAACCUAUGUCUUUGCAUACGGUAUCUGGGAUCUAGUGCUGGUCACUGGUUUAGUUGCACCCUGGCCCAGAGUUAUGGGAUUGAGUGCAGUUCUGAUUCUACUCAGAAAAUGUCUCUUUUCCAGUCUUAAAAUAGUUGCCAGCUUCUGCUACAGAAAGCCAGUCACUAAUGGCUACUAGACUCCACUUGGCGACUGGUUUGUUAUCCUAUUACUCAUUGCUGGCUGCUUCUAGUCAGGCAGAAGGGGCAUUAACCCUUCCUAUUGAACAAGUCUUGUUCCAGUCCCUGACACAGGGUGAAGUUGCAUUCUCAGGUGUUUCUCUGCUUUACCAGCAAACCACAACUGUCAGUCUGGGAACUUGUAGUUGCUAGAAGCUACUGGUUGCUAAUGCUUGUCUUAGGUGAGCAUGUCUUUUGCACAGCUUUUUCUCACACUUCACUUCUGGAUGGAACUGUCUGGUUAUCAAGGAAAGAAUUGACUUGUAAUGGCAAAUAUUAGAAUACCUACAGGAAAACUGUCCAGUUGUCUGGUCUCAGACUACAUCUUUGUUCUCCUUUGACCUGACUAUUCUUGGUGUCCUACCAUGCACAAUGUUCAUUGGAUUAUCUUUAUUUUUUUUUUUGGUCAUUAUUUAUUUUUCUAUUAGCUCUGCUGUAGUGGGAUAGUUGGUUCUGCACUGGGUGGCUGCUUGGGGACUGAGUGCAGUUCCUACCUUUCUAGCUUCAAACAUGGCAAAUCCAGAAGUCCUUGUAAUUCUGUGUUGGGAGCUAGUUGCAGCCCAGAAAUGUUCCAUAUUGUGCACACUGGCAAGAGUUGGGAUCCUAUGCAACCUUGCAGGCGGAGUUUCUGCAAGAAUAAGAUCACAAUAUUCUCCUUCCAACACACAUUGUGCUCCCUCCCACUACCCAGGGUAUGUAUGUCAUCGUAUCCAGUAGGGCAUUCCCUUUCUUCCCCACCAAUAAAGAGUUGGAGGCAAACAUGACAUAAUUUUCCAAUUCUCCUUUUUGAAUGAGACACUGAUAUAAUCUGGAGUGCCCCUAGGAAAGGGUGUUAAAAAAUCCAGUGAUUAGCUUAAUAUCCUUUCUGGAUUGUCUCAGGCUAUUCUCCUUCUCUCUCAAUAUAUUAAUGUGACGGGUUUGUCUUUCUAGCUUCUCCAAGACCAUAACUGAGAGCAGCACUUUCAGCCAGGAACAUGGAUUCACAGUGGCUGUUGGUGCAGAGAUGUCCUUCAAAGCUGGAGUCCCAUUCAUAGGAGAAAUGGAGACCAAGAUUUCCAUCAAUGUGAGCACAACUCAUACCUGGAAUUUCGCCAAGACCAAUGAAAUCCAGGUAAGGGUGGAUUAAAUAAUGGUAUCAAUAUGUAUGUUCAGAUUUUGUAUAGUUUGUUUUAGAACAUGCUCUUGCGUUAUUGGAGGGGAAGCAACAGGCAUGGUAUGUGUCCUGGCUCUACGUGUAACAAAGUAGCUAAUACCUAAUACAAGUCUCUGGUUCCUUGACUCUCAUCUCGGACAAAAGGGACUGUUUGUAAAUUGAAAAAGGGCUGCGUCCCAAAACAGUCCUAUUUUAUUUUUACUCCCACAUUAAAUGCUAUGGUAGCACACUAGCACCAUAUAUUAACCUUUGCACAUCUACAGAUACACAGCCACAGAUAUCAUUUGUUAUAUUGGAGCAGCUGUAACAAGCCACCCAUAUAACAAGAACAGCUUAAGCCUUCCUGGCCAGUCUGUACACUAUUGCCCAACCUCUACUUACAAGAGGUCAAACAAUAGAAAUAGCCUAAAGCUGCAUCAUGCUUUUUGACCCUUCUCUCAACCAGUUAAUUUGUGCAAUAAAUGGAUAUUCUGUACAGGUAACAUGUUCUUGACUAUUCAUGAUGAAAUAUUGCUCCUGCUAGUAUCUAACCAUUUGACUUCUUCUGCAGACAACCUUCUCCUCCAGCACAGAUGUGGAGGUACCAGGUGGGCAUUCAAUACGUAUGGUCGCAUCUGUGACCAAGGGAGAAAUGGAUGUACCGUUCCGUGCCAAGAUCCGCACCUUGUUUGGCUAUGAGACCAUGAUACAGGGAAUGUGGAAAGGGAUCAGUCACUAUAACUUGAUGGUCACCCAGGAAGACUACAAACCAUGAGAUGGACUGAUCCUCUGUAUGGAAUACAGUCUUGCACAGACAAAUCAAACCCUACAGAAUGCCUCUUGUUGCAUAAACUACAUCAAUUCAAUGUUCUGCCUUGGUUUAAAAUAAAAACAAAU